CACACGACCUAUCGUGCGUAGCUUUGUGAAAGCAUCGGAGUGAUCAACCGACUGCUGCCUCAGACUCAAUACCUGGGGCCGGGCUGCGGAGCGCUUUCACGCAACCAAACUCAACCACGGGGCAUCAGUUACCAGCCGCUCGCACGCAGCCGCUGUAGCUAGCUCAAUUAAGGCCCGCUCGGCUUAGUCCACCGAGCGCCCAGCCAGCUGGGAAAGACCGCCCUCGCCCCCGGAGUCGCCAUCGACAGCUGACGAGCAGUCGACCGUCCGCCCUCUGGCCCUAGCGAGUGGCCGUCGCCAAAGCGCCUUCAGCAACACCGCAACCUCGCGAUUCGCCUCGCAGCGGUCGUGGGGGAGCGGACUGGCGAUUUCGCAUCCUCGACACUCGCUAAGUGAUUCACAGCUGAGUUACUUGCGAGCUUGGGUGCACUUCUGGUGAACUGGGAGCCCAUUUGUGUGUCAGCAACAGCGGCUAAUCCUGCUUGCUUGUUCUGCACAACGACUGGGACCCGACUGGCCAGUCGGUUGGGCUGCCCUGGGAAGGCCGAACGCGCUUCGUGCUUGCACACCGCGCUCCGCACUUACCCGCACCGAGGCUGACUCCGGGCCCACGCCCCUGUCCCCUCCUGCACCCUUCCGCUGCAGUGCUCGCCGACCCGGCGCAGCCCGCCAGCCAGCUCUGAGCUAACCAGCCGAGCGCCACCAUCACGGGGUCAGGCAUGACCUCGCCACCCCAGUCGGACCAGGGCCGAGGCCUGCGCCGCAGCCUUCGCGUGCAGGGGCGCGCCACCGCCCCUGCGGCGGCGGGCCCGUCUGCCGCUGAGCGCGUCCAGGCUCACGGCCCCGCGCGGCGGGUGGCCGCCGAGGCACCAGAAGCCGCCGCAGCGCACGCCGCCGCUGCUGCCGCUCCCGCCCCCGCCGCCAUCCUUGCGCCCCUCGCCGCUGCCGGAGCCGCCUACGGCGUCGCUGCUGCUGCUGCACCCGUCGCCGCCGCCGCACCCGCCUUCGCCGCCCCCGUGCAGCCGCCCGCCGCUGCCGGAGCCGCCUACGGCGUCGCUGCUGCUGCUGCACCCGUCGCCGCCGCCGCACCCGCCUUCGCCGCCCCCGUGCAGCCGCCCGCCGCCGCUGGAGCCGCCUACGGCGCCGCUGCUGCUGCUGCACCCGUCGCCGCCGCCGCACCCGCCUUCGCCGCCCCCGCGCAGCCGCACGCCGCCGCUGGAGCCGCCUACGGCGCCGCUGCUGCUACCGCGCCCGGCGCCGCCGCCGCACCCGCCUUCGCCGCCCCCGCGCAGCCGCCCGCCACCGCUGGAGCCGCCUACGGCGCCGCUGCUGCCACCGCGCCCGGCGCCGCCGCCGCACCCGCCUUCGCCGCCCCCGCGCAGCCGCCCGCCGCCGCUGGAGCCGCCUACGGCGCCGCUGCUGCUGCCGCACCCGUCGCCGCCGCCGCACCCGCCUUCGCCGCCCCCGCGCAGCCGCCCGCCGCCGCUGGAGCCGCCUACGGCGCCGCUGCUGCUGCCGCCGCCGGCCCCUCGGCCACCGCCGCCGGCCUACCUCCCCGCCACCCUGGCCGCGCGCAGUCCGUCAGCAACUUCGACCAAGCGUUGCGCAGGGCUUUCGGCGCGCCGGCUGCCCCCCGCAGCGUGCGUGCCACGCCCGCGGCGGGGGUGGGGCUGCAAGGGGCCUUCCUGGCCCUGGGCGUCCCGGAUGUCCUCCGCCGCCGUGGGCGCACCUGGGCCUCCGAUGCCACGGGGUCCAGCGCCAGCUCCUACCGGCCCUCUGACAGCGCGUCGGAGACCUCCUCGACCGCGGACACCGCCUCCGGCCGCCGGCGGGCCGCUGCGCGCGAGCUCACCGAGCUGUCCCCGGCUGGCGCCAACAACGGCCGGCGCGUGUGCAACAACCCCGCCUACGAGGAGGAAGAGGAGCUGCAGGCUGCCCUCGCCCGGUCCCGUCGUGACACCGGCCACCCCAGGCCGCCGCCGCCAGCGGGCCGCGCGGCAGCGUUGCUGACUGAGACGGCCGUCACCGUGCACGAGAUGCUGGGUGGUGGCCCCACCGGUGGGCUGGCGUUGGGAGGGCUGGCGCCGGCGGCCUCCCCGCCGCGCCUGGACCGCGCGCGGCGGCGGCACCUGCUCAACCUCGCCGCCAGCAGCGGCCGUCACGAGUCCAUGCACUCCGCACGCAGCCAGCAGCCGUCUGCGUCGCAGCACAUCCACCUGCACGUGCACCCCGGGCCAUCUCCGGCCGUGGCAGCUGCCCCGCCAGCCGCCGACGCCGGGGCCGACUUCUUCCCCCACCUGGGCGGCUUGCGAGCCCGGUACGGGGCGAGGUUGGCAGCGCGUCUCCGUCGUCACGAGGCUGCCGUGGCCGCCGCAGCGGCCGUCACACCCGCCGCCGCUGCGCCUGCCGCCGCUGCGCCCGCUGCCGCUGCGCCUGCCGCCGCUGCGCCUGUCGCCGCCACGCCUCCUGUCGCCGCCGCGCCCGCUGCCGCCGCGCCCCCCGACGACAUGGUUCAGCUGGCCAGGGUCCGCGCUGCCGCCCUCGCGCACCUGCAGCGCCUCCACGCCGCGCUCGGGCCCCCCGCGCCGGCUGCAGCCGCAGCACCAGCCGCCGCCGCCGUGCCCGCCGCUGCGGCCGCCGCUGACGCUCCUGCCCCGCCGGCAGCCGCCGCCGGGCCUGGGCCCGACGCCGCCGCGCCCCAGCUGCCGGUGUCUGUCGUCAACAUGGCGUCUUCGUCCAGCUCAAGCUCGGCGCCGGCGAGCGCCGGCGGCUGCCCUCUGUGGCCGAUGCCCCUGCCGGCGUGGCAGCCGCACCUGCUGGCGCAGCUGGACCACGCCGCCGCCGCGGCUGCGCCCCCGGCGGCCGCAGCUGGGGCCCCACCGGCGGCUCUAGCUGGCGGCAGUGGUGGAGUGGCACGCAUGGGCAUGGCUGCUGCCCAUCUGGCGGCCGCGGCACCCGCCAACGGGGCCCCGCUCAGCAGCGCAGGCGCCGCCUGGCCUUCGGCGGCAGCAAUGCUGCGGCCGGCGCGCCCCAUUCCCUCGUGGAGUCAGACCGGGCGGCAGCAGUACGACGGCGAGCGCGCCGGGCGGGCCAGGUUCAUGGUGGACGCGCACGGCUACACUGAGGAGCAGGCGGCGUGCGCCGACAUCAACAGCCCCUAUGCGCAGGACCCGCGCCUAAUCGCCCGCGCCCUCAUCAACGGCGCAUCCGUCCCUGAGUCGCGGGCCUGGGUGUGGAACAACGAGGAGCUCGACGGUGGCCAGCGCACGCUUGAGCGGCAUCGCGGGCGAUGGGUCGCGGUGGGCGGCAGCCUGGUGGACUGGCGCGGGCAGGCCUUCAUCGACGCGGACGGCACCGUGCGGGUGCCGCACGUGGCGCAUUUCUGGCUGGCGGAGUUCCUGGCGGCCAUGCACACGCCGGCGAGCUUCGGGCCGUCGCCGCUGUUCGGCUUCACCCUGGGCGCCACCGAGGCCGCCACCGCCGCCGCGCAGCGCUUCCUGUCCCUGCACCGCGCGGACACGGCGCUGUGCCACAAGGACAUGCUGGGCAAGGUGUUCAGCGAGGGCGUCAUGCGCACCGCCGUCACGCAGCCGUGGCGCGACCUGUUCAUCAUGAACCUCACGCGCGAGCAGAAGGCGCUGCCCGAGGGGCAGGUGCUCUCCGUGACGCUGGUCGCCAACUGCCUCGCGGAGGCGCAAGCGGCCUUCCGCGGCAUCGCCGCACCCACCCCAGCCGCCGCGGUGCAUGUCACGGCUGCCUCUUCGGCCGCCGCCAGCCCUGCCCCCGCCGCCGCUCCCGCCGCCCCUGCUGCUCCCGCCGCCCCGGCCGCCCCUCCUGCGCCGGCUGCGGCGGCGCCAGCCGCCGCAGCUCAUGCGCACCAGGUCAACCAGCUGCCGGUCGUCUCGCAAGCGGACCUCAUGCGGCGUGAGAACCUCGUGCCGGACACCACCGUCAACCAGCGGAAGCCCGGCGAUGCGCAGUGGUGCCUGUACCACCAGACCAGUCACCACGCGGCGGACCAGUGCCGUGCCUACUCUGCCCUGGUGUCGUCCAACCGGGCCCGGGAGGCGGCGCGCCGUAUCGCGACGGGUGAGGGCGCCCGCGCCUUCCACAAGGCGCCGGCGCCGGCGCCGGCGCAGGCCCACGCGCACGUCACUGCCGCGCUACCCGCCGAGACCGCCCAGCCAGCUUCUGCCGCCGCGCUCUGCCCGCCCCACCGUGCCGCGCGCCGCGAGCUGGCGGAUGACCUGAGCGUGGCCACGGUGCGUUCGCUGUAUGACACUGGCGGGCACUCGGAGCGGCCGCCGCUGCCAUCGGCGACCGCUGCCGUCAGCCACAGCCAAGUUGCGGGUGCCUCAGGGAUGGAGCUGGGCGACUGCUGGGAUGCCGAGUUCGGGCCGGCCCACAUCUUCCACCUGGCGGCGCGGCCCCCCAGCUCUGGGCCGAUGCAGUCCGCCCUGCCGCUGUCGUUCCAGCCGCUCCCAGCCGCUGCCGCCCGCCGCUGCGCCCCUGCCCCUGCCGACGGCGCCGCCACCCCCACCGCCUCCUCCUCCACCACCUCCGCCGCGUGCCCCUCCGCCACCACCGGCAGUGACGCUGCCGCCUCCACCUCCACCCGGCCCGCAGCAGCGAUACCAGCAGCCACCGCCGCCAGCAGCGACGGGGCGCCCAGCGGGGCCGACAACCGCGUGCGUGCCCACCUGAACGACGCCAAGUUUGCCGCGCUUCACGCCGUGCUGCGGGACCAGGGCCUGCAGAUCACACGCCUGGAGGGCGAUGUGCGGCGCUAUGCCCGGCUGCUCCGGCGGCUGGACGCGCAGGCCGCGGCAGGCUGCACCCACCACUCGGCCAUGAAGCUCGGCCGGGGCGUUGGGCCGCUGUUGUUGGUGGACGGGCUGUCGUCGCAGGGCACCCCCUACGCCGCCGCGCUGCCCGACCCCGCCAGCGAUGUCACCCUGACAGUGACCGAGGCCGCCAGCUCCCGUGGGCUGCCACUGCAGUACGACACCGGCAUCUACGUGUCCAGCGUCGGCGGCGUCACCAGCGAGCUGGCGCAGAUCCGGGGUGGCCUGCCACUGACGGUGCUGGCGGGCACGGAGCAGCAGCACACCACACGCGUCGUCUGCUUUGUGGUGCCGGGCCCGCAAGUCUUCGACAUCCUGCUCGGCACCAACUGGCUCAUUGAUGCCUACCGCAGCGUGUGGGACGCGGGCCGCAACAUGCUGGGCCUCCGCCUGCCUCACCAGCCGGACGCCAGCCCGCCGGCGGUAGAGCUGCCGCUGCGCCAGCGCAACCGCGCCGCCGGUGCCUGCCACGCUGUCUCGUCCGGGCGAGCGCCCGACACCAGCACCAGCCGCACGGUGAUCGCUGCAGCCCUGGCCUGCGUCGCCGCCCCCACGGCGCGGUCCCACACAGAUGCAGUCGGCGUGCCGCCCCUGACGGGCACGGGUGCGGGGACCGGUGGCUGCACGUCAGGCGGCCGCAACGGCCCCGAGUCCGACGAAGAGAGCAGCGACUACGAGUCCGGCGAGGAGAGCAGCGACUACGAGUCCGGCGAGGAGAGCAGCGGCUACGAGUCUGGCGAGGAGAGCAGCGGCUACGAGUCCGGCGAGGAGAGCAGCGGCCACGAGUCUGACGAGGAGAGCAGCGAUGAUGACUCUGGCGGAGGAGGCUCGCCGAGCGCCAGCGCCGGCAGCGCGCCCAUUGCACCCGGCCCGCCGACCGCGCGCCCCACCGACGUCCUCUGCGAGCGCUGCGACAGCUGGGACCACCACGCCCGCAGCUGCCCUUGGCGCUGCGACCAGCUGCCGUGCAUCCGCUCCUUCAACAAGGCGCAGCGCCGCUGCGCGGAAGCGGCCGUGGCCUGCGGCCCGGCAGACGUUGCAGCUGAGCGCGCCCGCGACCCCGCGCGGUCCCCCUGCCGCGCAUUCCCCACCGCGUCGCCAUCGCCUCCGCCACCUCCACCGGGCUCUGCUGCGUCGUCGCCGCCCCCGCCGCCUCAGCCGCCCAGCUCCGGGUUGCCUCCACCGCUGCAGCUGCUGGCCGCCGCUGCGCCGACGCCGGCCUAUGCCUGGGCACCGCCGUCGCCGGGCUCUGCUGCGUCGUCGCCGCCCCCGCCGCCUCAGCCGCCAGGCUCCGUGUGGCCUCCGCCGCUGCAGCUGCUGGCCGCCGCUGCACCGUCACCGGCCUUUGCCUGGGCACCGCCGUCGCCGGGCUCUGCUGCGCCGUCGCCGCCCCCGCCGCCUCAGCCGCCCGGCUCUGCGUCGCCUCCGCCGCUGCAGCUGGUGGCCACCGCUGCGCCGUCGCCAGCCUACGCCACGGCACCGCCGUCGCCGGGCUCUGCUGCGCCGUCGCCGCCCCCGCCACCUCAGCCGCCAGGGCCCGCGUCGCCUCCGCCGCUGCAGCUGCUGGCCGCCGCUGCACCGUCACCGGCCUGUGCCUGGGCACCGCCGUCGCCGCCCCCGCCGCCUCAGCAUCCAGGCUCCGCGUCGCCUCCGCCGCUGCAGCCGCCAGGCUCCGUGUUGCCUCCGCCGCUGCAGCUGCUGGCCGCCGCUGCACCGUCGCCGGCCGAUGCCUGGGCACCGCCAUCGCCGGGCUCUGCUGCGUCGUCGCCGCCUCGCGUGUGGGACGCGGGCCGCAACAUGCUGGGCCUCCGCCUGCCUCACCAGCCGGACGCCAGCCCGCCGGCGGUAGAGCUGCCGCUGCGCCAGCGCAACCGCGCCGCCGGUGCCUGCCACGCUGUCUCGUCCGGGCGAGCGCCCGACACCAGCACCAGCCGCACGGUGAUCGCUGCAGCCCUGGCCUGCGUCGCCGCCCCCACGGCGCGGUCCCACACAGAUGCAGUCGGCGUGCCGCCCCUGACGGGCACGGGUGCGGGGACCGGUGGCUGCACGUCAGGCGGCCGCAACGGCCCCGAGUCCGACGAAGAGAGCAGCGACUACGAGUCCGGCGAGGAGAGCAGCGACUACGAGUCCGGCGAGGAGAGCAGCGGCUACGAGUCUGGCGAGGAGAGCAGCGGCUACGAGUCCGGCGAGGAGAGCAGCGGCCACGAGUCUGACGAGGAGAGCAGCGAUGAUGACUCUGGCGGAGGAGGCUCGCCGAGCGCCAGCGCCGGCAGCGCGCCCAUUGCACCCGGCCCGCCGACCGCGCGCCCCACCGACGUCCUCUGCGAGCGCUGCGACAGCUGGGACCACCACGCCCGCAGCUGCCCUUGGCGCUGCGACCAGCUGCCGUGCAUCCGCUCCUUCAACAAGGCGCAGCGCCGCUGCGCGGAAGCGGCCGUGGCCUGCGGCCCGGCAGACGUUGCAGCUGAGCGCGCCCGCGACCCCGCGCGGUCCCCCUGCCGCGCAUUCCCCACCGCGUCGCCAUCGCCUCCGCCACCUCCACCGGGCUCUGCUGCGUCGUCGCCGCCCCCGCCGCCUCAGCCGCCCAGCUCCGGGUUGCCUCCACCGCUGCAGCUGCUGGCCGCCGCUGCGCCGACGCCGGCCUAUGCCUGGGCACCGCCGUCGCCGGGCUCUGCUGCGUCGUCGCCGCCCCCGCCGCCUCAGCCGCCAGGCUCCGUGUGGCCUCCGCCGCUGCAGCUGCUGGCCGCCGCUGCACCGUCACCGGCCUUUGCCUGGGCACCGCCGUCGCCGGGCUCUGCUGCGCCGUCGCCGCCCCCGCCGCCUCAGCAUCCAGGCUCCGCGUCGCCUCCGCCGCUGCAGCCGCCAGGCUCCGUGUUGCCUCCGCCGCUGCAGCUGCUGGCCGCCGCUGCACCGUCGCCGGCCGAUGCCUGGGCACCGCCAUCGCCGGGCUCUGCUGCGUCGUCGCCGCCUCGGCCGCCCCAGCCGCCAGGCUCCGUGUUGCCUCCGCCGCUGCAGCUGCUGGCCGCCGCUGCACCGUCGCCGGCCUAUGCCUGGGCACCGCCGUCGCCGGGCUCUGCUGCGUCGUCGCCGCCCCCGCCGCCUCAGUCACCAGGCUCUGCGUCGCCUCCGCCGCUGCAGCUGCUGGCAGCCGCUGCGCCGUCGCCAGCCCACGCCACGGCACCGCCGUCGCCGGGCUCUGCUGCGUCGUCGCCGCCCCCGCCGCCUCAGUCACCAGGCUCUGUGUCGCCUCCGCCGCUGCAGCUGGUGGCCACCGCUGCGCCGUCGCCAGCCCACGCCACGGCACCGCCGUCGCCGGGCUCUGCUGCGUCGUCGCAGCCUCGGCCGCCUCAGCCGCCAGGCUCCGCGCCGCGUCCGCCGGCCUACACCUCGGCACUGCCGUUGCCGGGCUUUGCCGAUCUGCUGCCACCACCCCGGCGCUCGCCAGGCUCGCCGCCGCCGCUCCUCGCGCCGUCACCGCAGCGGCCGGGCUCUGCCGCCGACCCCUGGCGGUCAAAACUCCCCAGCGAGACCUGGUGGCAAUUCCUGGGCCGCAUGCGCGCAGCGGGCAUCCACCUGACGGCCAUGCCGGAGUCCGAGUGGGCUGGUCAAGGGCGGCCGCCACCGGAGGCGGACCCGCCACCGCUGUCAGCCAGCCGCAGCGCCUCGCCUGUGCACCAAGUGGCCCUUGGCUUCGCCGCGCCGCCGUCGCCGGCAGUGGCCUCGCCCGCAGCAGCUUCCGCUGCGCCCAGCCCGGCGGCUGGCCGCACACCCGAGCGCAUGACGUUCGACGCCCUGUUGCUGCGCCACGCCGCCGCGGAAGCGGCGGCGUCCUCCACCUACCCAGGCGCCCCGCCGCCCGGCCGCCCGGCGCCGCUGAGUCCGGCCGCGCCACACACCGCGGCCGCAGCGUCAUUGCUCCCGCCCAACGCCUCCUGCGCCCCCGCCGCGCCACUCGUGGCCCCAGAGCUGGGCCUCCCGCGCCUGCGACCCAUCAUGACCCGCGGCGGCAGUUCCUCGGCUGCGCCGCUGCCAUCCGGCGGCUGCGAUCUCGCCCCAUGCUCGCCGGCCAUGCCGCCACCGGUGGCGUGGCCGCCGCAGUCAGCCUCGGGGCCCGGGCUCCCGCCGCUGCCCACGGCCGCGCUCCCGGACCAAGGCUGGUCCGCACCGCCGUCGCAGCCCUCCCUCGGCGCCCCGUCGGGCCUCGCCGCUGGCCCGCCGCCACCAUCACCCUCGCUACUGGCCGAAGCCGAGGACCUGGUGGCGGCCUUCUUGCACCGCGUGCCGCCACACGCGCUCAUGAGCGCGCACGGGGCGGGUGGGGAGUUCGGAGGCUCCGCCACCUAUGACCCCGAGGACUCCGAGGACGACGAAGUGCCGCCCUUGAAUCCCCCAAGCGACGAUGAGGAGGACUUUGACGACGCUGGCGCCCGCGGGGGGCCCAGCUCUCACAUGACCACGGGACAGCUUCCGCCCGCCGACUCGCUGCGCGUGCUACCCACCGCCAUUCCCCUGGAGGCGGGCCCUGCGCUGCCGAGCUGCAACGACCCCGAAGGCCGGCGCGAACCACUGCCCCAUGACCUACACACCAAGCAGCCCGGCGGCUGGAUGCUAUACCAGCACCCUGACGCUACUGACGCUGACGUCAACCGGCUGCUGCGCCUGGUAGCGCAGUUCGACACCGGCGGCUCUGACGGGCUGUUCGCGCGCAGCCUGGAUGACCUCACGGGCUACCGUGGCGGAUGUGAUCCGGUGGAGAUCAACCUGUCGCACGACCGCUCCAUCUACGAGUGCCCGCGCAAGCACACGCCGGCCGAGUACGCCAUCAUGGACGCGAAGUGUGAGCAGCUGCGGCAAGCUGGCAUCAUCGUGCGUGCGCCCCCCGAGGCCAAGUACGCCAUGAACAGCACCAUGCCGGCCAAGCGCGCCCUGGACGGCACCAUGACGGACACGCGCUUCUGCCAGGACGCGCGGCGCCUGAACGAGGCCACCAUCCCAGACAGCCACCAGCUGCCACUGCCGGAGGACCUGUUCCAGCUGAUGGCCAACGCUAAGGUGUGGGCUAAGGCCGACGCACGUGCGGCCUUCAACCAGCUGCCCAUCAAGCUGGAGGACCAGCCCAAGACCGCGUUCUGGUGGCGCCGCGAGCUCUGGAUGUACACGCGCCUGCUCUAUGGGCUGCGCAACGCCACGUCCAACUUCCAACGCGUGCUGGACACCCACCUCCGCGACUGGGGCCUUGCGCACCGCGUAGUGGCGUUUGUGGACGACCUGGCGGCCUGGGCUGAGACUGUGCCGGAGCUCAUUGACGUGCUGUGCGGCCUGUUCCGCAUGCUCACCUCCAUUGGCAUCAAGCUGCACCCCGAGAAGACCGUGCUGCUAGCUGACGGCAUUGAGUUCCUCGGCCACUACGUCAGCCCGCGCGGCCUGCAGCCCACCGCCGCCAAGAUCGCCGCCUUCAUGGCCCUGCAACCCGCGACCUGCCUCUUGGAAUGCCAACGCCUACUCGGCUCUUUCGGCUACUACCGAGGGUAUGUCGACCACUACUCGGUCAAGAUGGCGCCCAUCACGGCGCUCACGGCCAAGGCAGUGGAGUGGGGCCCGGACACGUGGACCGCAGAGCAGCAGCGCGCCCUGGACGCCAUCAAGCACGAGUUUGCAGAAGGCGACCUGGUGCUGCGGCCGCUGGACCCCCAGCGUGAGCUCAUCCUGCACACGGACUGGUGUGAGGUGGGCAUCAGCGGCGUGCUGGGGCAGCUGGAUGACGACGCGCUGGAGUACAUGGUGGCCUGUGUCAGCCGCACCUGCAACGUGCAUGAGCGGCGCUACGGCAGCUACAAGGGCGAGUUGCUUGCGGCGGUGUGGGCUGUCCAGACGCUGCGGCCGUACCUGCACGGCCGCCGCUUCACUCUCGUCACCGACCACGGGCCGUUGGAGUGGCUGAUGACCCAGCGCGACCUCACUGGCCAGGCCGCGCGGUGGGCGCUGAUCCUGCAGCAGUACGUGUUCAGCGUUGUGCACCGGCCCGGCAAGCUGCAUCAGAACGCCGACGCUCUCAGCCGCUGCCCGCUGCCGACGGACGUUGAUGCGGCUGGCGCGCGGCUGGACCAAGCGGAUGAGCCACCACCGCCGCCGCCACCCGUGGUGUUGUACCCCGGCCGCCGCCUGCCCGCCUACGCCCAGCCCCCCACCGCCACCACCCUCACCACCAUCGCGGAGGCCGCUCUUCCGUCCGCCGACGGCUGGCUGCCGCGGCUUGCCGCGCGCUUGGCCAGCUCCACGGGCGCUGCCUGGCCCUCCACCACCGUGGCCGGUGCCCGUGCCUCAGCCGUCUGCCUCGCCACGCUGCAUGCCAGCCGCGCCGCCGGGCCGGGCGCCUGCGUGGUGGACGGCUCGGACCUCCUGGCAGGCCACAACGGCACCACCAGCGAUGUCAGGGAGAUGGCGCCGGCGGCGGACACAGCGGUGCGCACAGCGGUGGCGCUGGUCAACCGGCAUGGGGCUAGCCUGCGGCAGCUGCGGCUGACGCCGCGGCUGCGGCUUCGGCUCUGCACUGCGCGGGGCAGCGUCGUAGGGCUCGACACCAGCCUGCAGCAGCACUCUUUCUUCGACGCAGCGCAGGGCGACGGCGUUGCAGUGCUGGAAGCACCCGGCGGCCUGGCUGCCGGGCUGCAGGCCUGCCUACGAUUGGGCAUCAAGGUGCGGCGCUACGUGUCCAUGGAGCCUCAGCCCGCAGUGCUGGGAGCCGUCGAGAAGCUGGCCGGGGCGCCCCGGCAAACCGCACUGAGCGGCCUGCCGCUGCGCGACGGCGGGCAAUGGCUGGUCUUCGCCAGCUGGGGUAGCACCAACGGCUGGAGCGACGCUGACGCCCUCAGCUUCGUGGGUGGCCUCCAGCUGGCGCUCCGCAAGCAGCACUGCGCACCGCCGGCCUACCUCCUCCACGGCCCAACCACCACCCGCGCCGAGCAGGAGCAGCUGGGUUUCCCCUUCGGCCUGCCUGCGACGAUGGACACAGUGCAAGCGGGCGUCGCCGCUCACAGGCUGGUGACGCUGUACACCAACCUUGCGGCGGCUGAGCACCUCGCGGCUGUGCUGGAGCGGCUGCCGCCUGAGCCCGACCGCACCCUGGCGCAACAGCUGGAACCGGGCCGCCGCCCCAUGGUUGCGCUGCGGGUGGAGCCCCUACCCUACCGCCCAGCCCACGUCCCUGGCCAGCGACUGGUGGCCCUCCCGGCCGGGUCCGACGCGCCGCCAUUGCGCACAGUACCCGGCGACGAGCCCUGCCAUCUGUCAGUCACGGACUGGGAAGCGGUCCUCGGCCACCGGCCCGGCACUGCCGACACGCUACCGCCUGACCUGGCCAUCCCAGCCCUGCGCAACCCCAUCUCGCCCCGCACCGCCGCCACCGCCCUCGCCGCCUGCCUCGCCCUCCAGCGCAGCUACCUCACGCCCCACGACACGCAUGCCCCGCCGCCUCUGCGUGUGGCCCCGGCACCGUCGCCGCUGGGGGGGGAUGAGCCCGCGGGAGAGGAUGACCAAGCAACGGUCAUUGCGCGCGGGCUGCUACAGCGGCAGCCGGCGCCGGACCUUGCCUUCACCUUUUCCACGCUGGCCGCAGUUGCAGCAGACGCACAGGAGCAGGCGACUGCUACGGCAGAGAAUCAGAGCUGGACGGACGUGUGGGAGGAUGCAGAGGUCUUGGCGGCGCUGCGGGCCGGCGGGGCAGCAGCUGGGGGGGCAGCGCCACGACGGGUGACACGGCGUAUGGCGGACUACCGCUGGGUCAACGGGCAGCUGCUGCGCAACAUGUCGGACGGCCUCACCAGGGUGUGCCCGCCGCCGGACCAGAGGGUGGCGCUAACGCAGGCGGUGCAUCAGCGCACGGGCCACCUGGGCGUCCGGCGGACGCUGGCACUGCUGCAGACUGGGCACUGGUGGUACGGCAUGAAGAACACCGUGCGGCAGGUGCUCCGGGCCUGCCGCGCCUGCGACAUGAGCAACGCUCGCGGUGAGGCGCUGCCAUCCAGGCUCAGCCCGCUGCCGGUCAUGGGGCUCUUCUAUCGCCUCGGCGUGGACCUGGCCGGCCCUCUGCCGCCAUCGGAGCCGGACGGCAACCGCUACGUCAUGGUCGUGAUCGAGCACUUCUCAAAGCACGUGGAGCUGCUGCCGCUGCGCGACAAGACGGCGGCACGCACAGCCCGGGCGCUGGCAGACGUGUUCGCGCGGUUUGGCGCGCCGGCUGAGGUGCUGACGGACAACGGCAGCGAGUUUGAGGGCGAGUUCGCAGAGCUACUGGAGCGCAGCUGCGUGGACCACCGCCGCACCUCGCCCGGCCAUCCCCAAGCAGACGGUGCGGCGGAGCGCGUGGUCCAGGUGCUGAAGCAGGCGCUGCGGAAGACCUGCUACCUGGCCGCCGACGCCAGCGCGUGGGAGCAGGCACUGCCAGAGCUGCUUCUGGGCUACCGCUGCUCGCCCCAGGCCUCCACCCGCUACUCGCCCUAUGAGCUCCUGUUCGGAGGUGUCGCCCCAGUCAUCCCACCUGCGGUGCGUGAGCGGAUCUCAGUGCCGUUGGACUUUGAGGACCCCGAGGCGGCGACGGCGUCUCUGCUGGCACGUAUGGAGUGGGUGCGGCAAGCCUACCCUGCCGCCGCCAGCAACCUGCUCAUCGCGCAGCACCGCGACACCCUGCGCUACUCCGCCAUCCGCACGGGACGCUACCUGGCGAAGCCAAUCACAUACGCACCCGGCGACUACGUCUACGUGCGGCGGGUGGACGCCGCGCAGCGCCCCACCCUGCAUUUUGGCCAGCACGACACCAUCCUGCGCGUGGAGUGCAUUGGGCCCCUGGGCGUGGCCGUCCUGGUCGGCCGCGACGGUGCCCGCGUGCGGCGCCGUGCUGAACACCUGCGCCCAUGCCACCUGGACAUCGACCCCGCCAUCGACCCGCAGCUGUUCCGCCCCCAGCGCGACCUGCAGUGCGAGGUCUGCGGCUCCCCGCACCAGGAGGCUAAGAUGGUGCUGUGCGACGGCUGCAACACCGGCUGGCACACCCACUGCCUGCGGCUGCCGCGUGUGCCCCGUGGCCAGUGGCUGUGCCCGCGCUGCAAGGAGCUGGACGCCGAGGAGGAGGUGCUGCGGGCAGGCUGGGCGGCUGAGGAGACUGGCGACGCUGCCGCCCCGGCGGCGGCGGCCGCUGGGCUGGCAGGCACGGCGGCUGGAGAGGCUGGCGCCGCGGCCGCAGCGCCCCAAUUCGGGGCCGCCGGCCGCCGCGAGCGGCGCGGUGUGCCGGCCGCGGCGGCUGAGAGCGAGGAGCUGGGCCGCCUGCUGUUCCCCCGAGCCCGCACCCGGCGGCUUGACGAGGCCGCCUCCGAUCUGGGGGGGCGGCGCGUGCGCAGGGCUGAGGAGGGACCGGACGGAGUGCUGGAGUACCUGGGCGCGCUGGCGCGGCCGCGGUACUUCCGCGUGCAGUGGAGUGACGGCGAGGAGCAGCAGCUGACGCUGGCGGAGGCGCGUCGGUUGCUCGCAGACUAGGUUGGCGGGGAGUGGGGAGGGUCGGGCAGGGGGCUAUUCAGAGGUUCACGAGGGAGAGGGCUAGGGGGGCGAGCGCUGGGGGGGCAGUGGGCUUUGUGCAGCGGCUCGCAGCCUGUCUCCACCACGGCUUGAUCAGGCCUUGAGCGUCAGCCUGCCGCACCUACGCCAGAGGCGAUUCAGCGGACUGGGCCAUGGGAGGCAGUGAGCGGAGCCAGGAGCCGCCAUGGCCAUGCAUUGCCCCCAGCGGAAGGGCCGGGACAGCCGGCGCCUUGAGGAGCGUCAGCAUUUAGUAGGAGUAGCGAACGUACGGCUGUGGGGGCAGGUGGGGUUAGGCAGAGCAUGUUAGUGCAGGAGUAGGUAGGGUGCAGGCCCAAACCGCGGGACCAUAUGCGUGCGAAGUUAUGUGUGAGGCCCAAACUACGGGACCUGAUGCGUGCCGUUGGUUGGCUGCGUGCGUGUGCUCGUGCCCUUGCUGUGCGUGCUGCCACCGGUCACUAGUACAACCAUGCCGUCGUUAGGACCCCGGACAUGUUUGUGGGGGGGACUUCAGCCCCCGGUGGCAGCCCUAGAGCAAAACAUGGCUGGGGCGUGACAGCUGUCGUGCGCCGUUGCCGGCGUGUGUCAUUCACCGGCAACCAGUGCCUGAGUAUGAGUCAUGAGGCGGGUAACAGCGUGUGAACUUAGGAGCGGGAAGUUACCCCAGCGGUUGAGAACUGACGAGCUGUGGGUGGGUUGUGCGAACUACGUCCCGGUGUGUGGCUAGAGGUUUGGCGUCUGUGGUUUAAUUGUAGCCGUGUGACGGUGGUGUCUCUCUGGCUCUGGCGUCACCUUCGCCUGCACUGCGCAGGGCGAAGGCUCGUGGGCUCGUGUUGGAGGCGUUGGGCAGCUGGUCAUGCGGGCGCUGAGCUGAGGAGGAGCUGCGUUGGGGGUCUGUUUGCCGUGGUGCUUUAUAAGUGCGUGCUCAGGGGAGCUUGGGGUCCAGGUUUCGUAGACGGGCGGUUGGCUUGCCCUGCUGGGUGGUGAGCGUUGGGUGUCGGGCAGGGGGCCGCCCAUGCAGGAGGCGGUGGCUCCCUAGUCCCGCAACACCGGCCCUGGCCCGUUGUUGCGGUGUUGCUCUCUCUCACACGACCUAUCGUGCGUAGCUUUGUGAAAGCAUCGGAGUGAUCAACCG
Chlamydomonas reinhardtii is the source of this 15543-nucleotide messenger RNA. RefSeq lists its product as uncharacterized. The record is from RefSeq and is a predicted model, not a curated record. The transcript is spliced from 5 exons. The coding region runs from base 720 to 14372 and encodes 4550 amino acids. Gene Ontology annotation, biological process: DNA integration. Gene Ontology annotation, molecular function: nucleic acid binding. Lineage: Eukaryota; Viridiplantae; Chlorophyta; Chlorophyceae; Chlamydomonadales; Chlamydomonadaceae.